AUUUGUUUUUUGUGGUUCAUCAUUUAUUUAUUUAUUUUUUUCCUCUCUCUUCUCCUCUUAAAUCCUUGCAGAAUGUGUGCUUCAUCUUCCCUCAGUUCCUGUAUCAGUUCUUCUGUGGCUUCUCGCAGCAGCCUCUGUACGACACGGCGUAUUUAACGCUGUACAACAUCAGCUUCACCUCCCUCCCCAUCCUCCUGUACAGCCUGGUCGAGCAGCACGUGACCAUCGACACGCUGAAGAGGGAGCCCUCUCUGUACAGGGACAUCGCGAAGAACUCCCUCCUCCGUUGGCCCGUCUUCCUGUACUGGACGUGCCUGGGUGUGUUCGACGCGGUCAUCUUCUUCUUCGGUGCCUACUUCCUGUUCGACAACACCACCUUCACCAGCAACGGCCAGCUUAUGACCACCAACACACAGAUGAUGUUCGGAAACUGGACGUUUGGGACUCUCAUCUUUACUGUCCUGGUUUUCACCGUGACCCUCAAGCUUGCCUUGGACACGUGUCACUGGACUUGGAUCAACCACUUCGUAAUCUGGGGCUCGCUGCUUUUCUACGUCAUUUUCUCUCUUCUCUGGGGCGGCAUCAUUUGGCCCUUCCUGAACUACCAGAGGAUGUACUACGUGUUUAUGCAGAUGUUGUCCAGUGGCCCAGCGUGGCUCAGCAUCAUCCUCCUCAUUACCGUCAGCCUGCUGCCGGAUGUCAUCAAGAAAGUCCUCUGCAGGGCUAUUUGUCCAACAGCUACUGAGCGAGCACAGGUCAGCGAGAAGCUGCUGUCCGGCAGCGCGGCCGAGCUGACCCCUCUGUCCUUUCGUCGAUCCUACAAAGGCAGGAGCACAGACUCCACCCUCCUCCACCUCGGUGCUGCAGAAACGCUGUCCCUCCGCAGCUCCAGUCCUCUUCCGCAGAAACUCCUGGCUCACCUGGCGGAGGGAGGGGGGUCCGACCUGACCUGUCUCAGCCCAUAUAUGCUUCGUCUGUCAGGGGCGGGGUUUGCCUACUACGCUCCUGGACCGGAGACGCCUGUGUGAAAACAAAAAAAACAACAGAAACAUCACAAGAUGUCGUUAAGCUCUCCAUUGCAAGAGUCAAGAAUUUAUUGAGCAUCCCUCGAAAUCAUGGACUCUCCAUGUUCAUCAUGUGCAUUUUCUGGGGUCCACCUGAGUGGACCACCGUUGUCUUUGCAGUGCCCGGACUCUUUCUGUCAAAGUUUCCUGUCAGGCUCCCAAUCAGAACAGUUGGAGAACUCAAAGGGAGCCUUGAGCAACUGUUCUUUUUUUUUUUUUAGUUUUUUUGGUUUUUUUGUGAACUCAUCCCCAUUUUUACUUGCAUUAUUGCUCUUCCUUCACUUUCAUGUCAUUUUCUAUUUUAUUUUGUAAAUGUUUGUUUUAAAAAGAAAAUGUGUUGUUCAUGGACACUCUGUGGUCUGGCCAAGUAAGGGGAUAGCAGUCUUGCUCAGCCCUUUAGGUAUGCGUGUGUGCAUGUGCUCUAUAAGUACGCAUGUAAUUGCUUGUUUUUUUGUAUGUUUGUACGUGACACACACCUUUACACCUUUGCCUUACAGGUACGCAGCAGAAGUGGGAGCUAAAGGAGCAAAGCGUGAAAAGGAAUUGGUGUUUUACAAAGCCUUACACAGACACACACACAUGUUCAUUAGUUUUACGGUGCCUUACAAAACUAUUCAUACCUCCUGGGCUUUUUCGCGUUUUGUCUUGUUGCAACCACGAACUUUAGUUUUGGAGGGGUUCGUGUGACUAAGCAACUCAAAGUAGGAAAUUAACUUACCAACACAUUGCCAAGGAGAAGAGAAUUAAUCAGAAAAGCAUCAAAGAGGACCAUGAUGACUCUGGAGGAGCUGCAGAGCUCAGGAGUAAGAAUCUGUUAAAUGGAAAACUGAAGAGGCCACUGCUGGACUCGGAAGAGGUCCAAACUUUAACCGUUUGGCCUGCAUGCAUAAAUGUGUGUGUGUGUGUGUGUGUGUGUGUGUGUGUGUGUGUGGUGAAACAAUAAUCCUGAACACACCAUUGUGGUGUGAAAUACUUUUCUUCAACUUGGCGAGGGAAGCCGAUCAGUGUUUAUGGAAAAGUGAGUGAAACUGAACAAAAUGGUGAUCCUGGAAAAGAAACGGUUUGAAGUUAUUAUAUACAUGGAGUUUAGACAAUCCACCUCGACAUACAGCCAAAGGUAAAGUGUAAUUGUUUAAAUCAAAGCAGAUUUAUGUGUUAUAAUGACCGAGUCAAAGUCCAGCUAUAGAUACUUAAAAUCUGUGGCAAGAUUUGUAUGUACAACGAUGCUCUUGAUCCAAUCUGAGUUGUUAUGCAAAGAUGCUGAAAGCUGACUUGUAGCUGUUGUUACCGAAAAGGUGAACUCCGAACACAUAUCCACGCCAUACUUUUAUUACAUUUAUUUAUUAAAAACCAUGUAUAAGUUCUCUUCCCCUUAUUCGCCGCUUUGUGUUGGUCUGCUGCAUGAAAUUCCAACAAAACACACUGAAGUCUGCAGUUGCAUUCUGACGGAGUACGAAAAAGUUUAAGGGUUAUGAAUGUUUUUGAAAGGCACUGCAAAGGGGAGAUGAAGCAGCUCAAGAGGAAAGUGCAGUAUUUUAGCCACCCUGCCUUAAUUCAUGGACACCAUUUUCAGUCGGUCAAAUAAAACGCAUUCAUGAAAGUACAAGGAUAUUCACAGGGAUUCCAUGUCUGUUACAGCGUCUGUUAUCCCCCUCCGUCUUCUUUCUGCCCUCCUAAUUGUGUCGAUCUUUGUCUCAUUUUUCUGUCAGCGUAGCAUGUUGAAUUGUCUCUGCAUGCUGUACUACUCUUCUGUAUAUCACGGCUUGUUGCAGACAUGAUCAUCACAAAACAUAUCGAGUUAUUUUGUGCUUUCUGAUCAGUGAGCAUGCCCUCUGCUGCCACCGUGUGGCCGCUUGAGGUAAUAGCCUGGAAACGGCGGGGUACUGAUUUAUGAAUGUUGCUAUCCCUCACUGUUGCAAUGUGCUUUGUGUAUUUGCUGCCAUGAUAUGUGUCAUGAAAACGCUAACGUCAGAAUGCUAAUAUUAGGUAGGUGUGUUACUAGGGGUCGUCUCUGUGUUGCAUUAACUCCUACGUUUUUGUUUUUUUCUUUUCUGUAAUGCUCUAUAAAACUAUUGAUGUCAGUGUUAUAUGUAUGGAUGUAAAUGACAAAGAUUUUGCCAUAUAUAUAUAUAUAUAUAUAUAUAUAUAUAUAUAUAUAUAUAGUCUAAAGAAGGUAGAUAGUUUGUCGGGAAUAGGUGUGAGACUUGAAAAGGCGACGUCACAAUCAAAAUCAAUGAGAAUGUCGAACUGAUUUGUCCAUCAUGUCCUGUAUCUGAAGAUUGUAGCUCAUAAUGGAUGAACCACUUUUCCGCAUUUCUGAAAGCAUUUCCGAAGACCUCUUUGUCCAAAGCCUAUCUAGUCCGCUAACAUAGAAAUGUACUGACUCUGGAAGUCUUGAAUGUGACAUUCUGAAGCAUUUUUUAUAUGUUUAUACAGUUUAUUUUCAUACACAUCGCCAUCUGCCAACUUGUAUAGAUUUGAUAACAGGUGUUCAGUAUUUUUCUACUGGGGCACAGAUGAUUUAUUACAUUAAUGGAAAGUUUAGGUUCACCCUCUCAGUUUUCAACCCAAAACCUCCAUAAGAGCCACCGUGGGUCAAACCUUAACGUUUUUGUGGUGGUCACUGUGUUGUUGCCAUACUUUCUACAUACUGUGCACCAGCCCUAAUAAUACAGCAAUGCUGUAAAGGUUAUUUAUUUUUUAAUAUUUGAGUCUUCUGAUUUUCAUCUCGUCAUUCUUGUGUUUGUCCAGUGCUCAUAUUUUCUUCAAUAGUUUUGUAUCUCAGAGAGAAGACUAUAUUUUAACUGUUAGAGUGCGUGUUGACAUUUGUAACCAAAGUGAGAGUAAAAUUUAAAUUAUAUGGUUUUGUUAGAGUUACCUAUAGUCCGACACACUGCACUUUGUUUCACAACAGAUCAGUUUUACCCUUAAAGAAACAAGCAAGCUCUAUGGCCUGUCAACUGGAGUUUGUAGUUCACACUUCCUCACGUUAUUUUUCUAAGAUUGUAUGGGGUGAGAAUUGACAAAAAAAAGAAAAAAAAAAAGAAGUGACCUAAUGACCUGACUAGGAAUGAACUGUCUGUAGGUGCCAGCCUCUGUCUCAGCGGGUUUAUCACACCAGCCUUCUAUUGCAGAUCAGAAUGUCAAACUGCUUUUUCUAAGUCCAUCAGCACAACAGCAGGUGCUCAUCCAGUCACUCCUGAGCUUGGUAAAGGUCUGAAACAUCGACUGCUCUGCUCCGAGGAGCACACUUCAUAUCAUAGUACCUUUAGUAUGCCACUGUUUGUAUUACUAAACAGUUUUUGACAAAUUACUUGUUUUUUUUUUUUUUUGGGAUAAAGAUUUUAAAAGUUCACAUGUUGACUUUUUGCCAGCCUGUCUGUAGCAAAUGAGGACAAAGCACUGUAUUGUCAUUCUGCUUGUAAUAAAGAAUGAAAGAGAAA
Molecule: messenger RNA, 4507 nt
Organism: Poecilia latipinna (sailfin molly)
Lineage: Eukaryota; Metazoa; Chordata; Actinopteri; Cyprinodontiformes; Poeciliidae
Product: probable phospholipid-transporting ATPase IH
Exons: 8
Biological process (GO): phospholipid translocation
Cellular component (GO): endoplasmic reticulum; plasma membrane; recycling endosome
Molecular function (GO): ATPase-coupled intramembrane lipid carrier activity
Source: RefSeq, a predicted model, not a curated record